GCUCUCCUUCCUCUGCUCGCCUACAGCCGCGCGACCGCGCGACGGAAGUCGCACGCAGUUUCGCGCUUUCCCGCAGCCGGCUGGCCGCGUCGUUCUCACACAGUCUCUAGCAGAAGAGAGAAAAGGAGAAACGUCCGGCCGCGAAAGUCGCAGUUCAUCCGCAGUUCUCGGCUUCGCGAGUGAAUCGCGACGUUUACGCCGCGUGCGCAAUUAUCGUCGAUAUCUCUUGUCGUUCGGGUAGAUUAUAAAAAGCGUGAGUGUUCUUAUCACGCGGCGACUGCUCAACGGGGACAGCGGCGAGCAGAGCGGCACAUCGUCCGUAUUGCACGAACAUGCAUGUCGCGCGUCGUUACGUGAGUCCACGGUAAAAAUGCGACGCUCGCGAUAUCGACGUUGUUAGUUAGCGUCCGGCAGUGCGCGCGUGUCGCGCGAAACGCGGCUCGGACCUCUGCGCGCUGCCGUGUCCUCGUGGUAACGAUCACCGCACGAGGAAGGAAACGAGGGCGGACGGCUUGGCCGACGUGCAAAACGUAUAAAUCUGGUUGUCGGGUGCGCGAUAAAUCAAUCGGUCGUGUACGUUAGUGAAGAGACAGCGGCUUGUUAUCGAAGUUGUCUUGAAUCGAGCGCGCGUGCGUCCGGCAUUUGGCGCACAUAAUCGCAUCUAGUACAGAGCGAGAAGUGAGUGAGUGAGUAAGUGAAUGAGUGAGUGAGUAAGUGAGUGAAUGAGUAAAGUAAGUGAGUGAGUGAGUUAAUAUCGGUGCCUGUUAAUUCCUACGAAGUACUAGGAUGGCCUCCAAGAGAUCCGCGUAAUGGAAGUGACGAUUGCCACCAGGACCAGCGACGGGACGCGGAAAAUGGUGAACGGCGACGAUGACUGGGAAUAUGAAGAGAUAGUUUUGGAGCGGGGAGGCGCGGGCCUCGGUUUCAGUAUCGCCGGCGGCACGGACAAUCCGCAUUACGGCAACGACACCGCCAUUUACAUCACCAAGCUCAUACCGGGCGGUGCCGCGUCCGCGGACGGGCGUCUACGUGUCAACGACACGAUACUGCAAGUGAACGACGUGUCCGUCGUCGACGUGCAGCAUGCGGCCGCCGUAGACGCGCUCAAGCGGGCCGGCAACACCGUCAAGCUGUAUGUACGCCGGCGGAGGCACACGCAGUUGAUGGAGAUCGAAUUGAUCAAGGGAAACAAGGGCCUCGGCUUCAGCAUCGCCGGCGGUAUCGGCAAUCAGCAUAUACCGGGCGACAAUGGGAUUUACGUGACCAAAAUCAUGGACGGCGGGGCAGCCCAGGUCGACGGUCGCCUGGUCGUCGGUGACAAGUUGGUGGCCGUCAGGAACGCUCUGCACGGCGACAAGAAUCUGGAGAACGUGACACACGAAGAGGCUGUCGCGACCCUGAAAGCGACCCAAGAUCGCGUCGUGCUUCUGGUCGCAAAACCGGAACGUGGAAUUAUACCUCCGCCUCCUCCUCCAAUAGCGUCGGACAAUUCUCUCUCGCCUCAGCCACGCAAGCAAAACGGCUCCGUGUCGGCGCUAGAGAACAACACCGCGGCGCUUCCGUACUCGCAGGAGUCACGCCACGCGUCUUCCCUCGCUUUGCACGGCACAGGGACACCACGCGCUGUUUCCCAGGAAGACGUUUCACGGGAGGUUCGCACGGUCGUAUUGAAUAAAGGAUCUUCCGGUCUGGGUUUCAACAUCGUCGGCGGAGAGGAUGGCGAGGGUAUCUUCAUCUCGUUCAUCUUAGCCGGAGGUCCGGCCGAUCUCAGUGGCGAGUUGCGCAGAGGCGAUCAAAUAUUAAGCGUCAAUGGCAUCAAUCUGCGGACAGCCACCCACGAGGAGGCCGCUGCGGCCCUCAAGGGUACCGGUCAGACAGUGACAAUCGUCGUGCAAUACAAGCCUGAAGAUUAUAACAGAUUCGAGGCGAAGAUCCACGAUCUUAAACAACAGAUCUCGCAACAGAAUGUGAUGACAGGCACCCUCAUGAGGACCUCGCAGAAGAAGUCACUCUACGUGAGAGCGUUGUUUGAUUACGAUCCCAACAAGGACGAUGGUUUACCGAGUCGCGGCCUGGCGUUCCGCUACGGCGAGAUCUUACACGUAACGAACGCCAGUGACGAUGAAUGGUGGCAAGCGAGGAGAGUCACCCCUCAGGGUGAAGAGGAGGGUCUGGGUAUAAUACCAUCGCGCAGACGAUGGGAACGCAAGCAACGCGCCAGAGACCGUUCCGUCAAGUUCCAGGGACACAUGCCGGUUAUCCUCGAUAAGCAAUCGACGUUAGAUCGGAAGAAGAAGAACUUCUCGUUCAGCAGGAAGUUCCCAUUCAUGAAGAGCAAGGACGACAAGUCCGAGGAUGGCUCCGACCAGGAACGAACGCCCACAACACCCGAGAAUGAGAACGAUCCCACCCCAUUCAUGCUGUGCUACACCCAGGACGACACUAACACUGAAGAUCUGUCUUGCGUCGCAGGGAGUAAAGAAAUUUUGUAUCGCGUUCAGCUGCCGUAUAUGGAGGAACUCACGUUAGUUUAUCUGGAAAAGGAGGGCGAUGAGCCCAAUGACGACCUUAGUAGCGAAGAGAACGUGUUGUCGUACGAGGCCGUGCAGCAGCUAACGAUACAAUACACGCGUCCCGUGAUCGUUCUCGGACCGCUCAAGGAUCGCAUCAACGACGAUCUCAUCUCCGAGUUUCCCGACAAGUUCGGCAGUUGCGUUCCACAUACGACGAGGUGUAGAAGAGAGUACGAGGUAGACGGACGGGAUUACCAUUUCGUAGCGUCUAGGGAGCAAAUGGAGAGAGACAUACAAAAUCAUUUGUUCAUAGAGGCCGGACAGUAUAACGACAAUCUUUAUGGAACAUCCGUUGCGUCCGUGCGAGAAGUCGCCGAAAAGGGCAAGCACUGUAUUCUUGAUGUGAGUGGAAAUGCUAUCAAGAGGUUACAAGUAGCACAACUCUAUCCUAUCGCCAUCUUCAUCAAGCCGAAAUCAGUCGAAUCUGUCAUGGAGAUGAACAAGAGAAUGACAGAGGAUCAAGCGAAGAAAACGUAUGAACGCGCUCUGAAGAUGGAGCAAGAAUUUGGUGAAUACUUUACUGCCGUCGUUCAAGGUGACACCCCCGAAGAGAUCUACGUGAAAGUGAAGGAAGUCAUCUCAGAACAAUCAGGUCCGAACAUUUGGGUACCUUGCAGGGACCAGCAACUGUGACGUCCUGCCCCCCACGCUCAGCAUGGGCCCAACGCCUGGACCCUGCCGCCGAGGCGUCAAGCUUAAUUACUCACGAUAAAUACAAUUAAGUAACGCUCCGACGCCCUUUCCCAUCCUGUUCCUUCCUCUUAUUCCUUCCACUCCCACCGUGUCCUUUCCAUUACCUACGUAGCACAAGGUUCCCAACUUGAAACACGCGACGCGACGCAGAUCGUCGCGGGAGAUUCGAGCCGAAAACAUACUUAAACCGCGGGCCACACGACACUCAGUACCACCGACCAAACCAACCAAUCUUUAAUCACGCCUUUUUCCUCUUCCCAGCCUCCGCGCGAAAAAUCGAUCUAAUUCUAAGUCGGUCAGGACGCGUGAUUCACACCCCUCCCGAAUUUGAAAUCCGGAAGAUCGCCGCGAAGCAUACGAGGAGAGAGGGUGUAGACAGAAAUUCGUAACUUCGUAUCGCAUGAUCGUCGAUUAUUCGUGUGUGAUCGUCCUUAAUUUUAGAACAAGCAGAUAAAAAGAGAAACUUCGCGAACCGGUGGCGUUUUGUACGUUCACUCGCGCGAAGACACGACUUCCGGGCAUCUCAGACGGUCACGCAACGCCACCGGUUUGCCACCUCGUUCCUCGAGACAAGCCCGACCGAUCCGGGCAGGCCGAAGACCGAAUCGGGCAACUUGGAGGUCUCCUGAAGUCGGAGGAGAACUCGGUCAAGCCGUCGACCGCGCCAAGUGCCGCUUAUUCGGUCGUACUCGAGCGCGGUAUUUUUUAAAGUACUUAAAGGCGCAGUUAGCGUCGAAAGAACGUCGAGCGAAACGGGCUCGGCGCAUGAGAAAAACGACGGUACAACAUGACUAAGGAGAAAGAGUGCGGAUUACUAGUAGUAAAUCGCGAUACGACGUUGUGUAUGUUAACGAACCUCACAAUUUAAAGAAAUAAAAGCAAAAUGAAAAAGCAGAAAAAAAGAGAAAAGAAACCUCACGGGACAAAUCUUUAGAUGUUAGAAACAUAGCGAUAUAUAAUGUUUUGUACAGCUAGAUGAUUAAGCCAGUAACUGGGUUAUGUGCAACAUUAUAUUUGCGUGGAGGCGACGCGACGACACUACAGGAAAGUGGAGAGAACGUGCACGAGAGAAAAAGAACACAAAAAAGCAUUAUUGUAAUUUAAAUAUCACUACUAAAUUAUUACUACGAUAGUAGAUAUGUAUUAUUGUAAAUACACAUGAAUUCGCGUGUGUGUGUGUGUCGAGACGGAUCGUAAGCAGAAGCAAGAAAAGUAAGAGAGCCCGGCGAGAGGAAGACACGCACGUUACUCGACUGCGCGAUGUCUCCCGGCUUCGCGGCGAGACGACGACGACGACGAAUUGUCACGGGCGACCUGUCGAUUCCGCUCCGGUAGAAACCUUCGGCGCAAAUGUACACAUGUUACACCGAAAAUUCGCACGUUACGCGCACUGUACGUUAAGUUAUACAAAGAAGCGGCUCGUUUACGUCGCUUAGUGCCUUAACGUGCUGCGCUGGACACCGGAGACAUCGGUGGUCCGCGUCGACGAGACGUCGUAAUCUGGCUCGCGUGAAUCUUCGACGGAACCGGACUGCGACUGGUUGUAGAAAGAGAAAAGGAGAGGAAGAGAAAACCGACGCUCGAUACGAUGUACUUACGACGGCCGUGGAAGAAUCACGUAAGGCGCAAACGGACAAAGGCACCGCGCUCGCGAGAGAAAGAGAGAGAGAGAGAGAGAGAGAAAACGCAGAUUCGAUCGGAUUCCAGUUACGGAUCUGGAAUCAUUUCGUCGUACACAAUCUGAGUGCGAACUCUUGAGAUUUUUUCAGCCAGUAAUUCGCAAACCCGAGUGGCAACUCUGGAUUACGUAAAGAUACCGCCUCCCUUAACUCCGCUUUUAGCUUUCAUUCGUUCGCGGGGCCAUGAGAACGCGUGCAUCGCUUCGUCCCCGCGGCACUUUGUCCGUUUGCUCCUUCCGUUUCCGUAUAGCAUUAAUCGCGCAAACGUAUGAUGAUAGAGAAUCCUUCCCUCCCCCUGAUGGAACGCGAGCAGAGAAAAAUCGAAUUGCUAUACACGAGGUGUCAUUACGGCGAUUUAAUUGUAAUAUAGUUGUAUCUGCAUGUAUAGCUGUCGUGACACAGUGACAUUUAGUCGCGGUCACAGAGAUAAUAAUGAUGAUGAUAAUGACGAUGAUGAUAAUGACGAUAGUGACACUGAUGAUGAUAACGAUGAUGAUAAUGAUGACGAUGAUACAGCGCAGUGCGAGCAAAGGGGGGCCGCGAGGUCCCAAACACGCGAUGAUCGCUUCUGUCACCCGGAAUAGAGCCGAACGUUUCUUUCCCCACCCCUUGCCCCCUCCCUCUUAUUUCGUAGUAAUGUUUACGCAGGGAAUGAUAAUCUCGCGCGGACGACACGCUUUCGAGCUAUUUUUUCCUACCGCGAGUCCUAGAAUUAUUAUUAAGCGCGCGACUGCGAGAUGGAGCGAGAUGAGUGUGACGAGGUACGAAGUGAGACGAGCUUCAGCUUGUGCCUGAAGGACGGAGGGCCUGGCUUCGCCGAGUUGAAAGACGUCUAUCUCGAUGUAAAAGACCGUAUAAAAGAGAAUAAUUAUCGCAGAUACCUAUUAUACACCUCUAUAGUCUAUUUAAUAAUAUUACUUAUUGAAUUGUCAAAAUCUCAUGUUCACACCUUGUUUCAUCGUUUUUAAAUAGUUAAUAAACGUUUUACCAAUUUUAA
Odontomachus brunneus is the source of this 5942-nucleotide messenger RNA. RefSeq names its product disks large 1 tumor suppressor protein (gene dlg1). Bases 810 to 3206 code for a protein of 798 amino acids. Gene Ontology annotation, cellular component: neuron projection; neuromuscular junction; postsynaptic density membrane. Lineage: Eukaryota; Metazoa; Arthropoda; Insecta; Hymenoptera; Formicidae. The record is from RefSeq and is a predicted model, not a curated record. Gene Ontology annotation, molecular function: kinase binding. The transcript has 17 exons. Gene Ontology annotation, biological process: chemical synaptic transmission.